AUGUCAAGCCGACAUCGAAGCAGGUCCAUGCACCGGCCAACGAGGCGGCCUGCCUCUUCCAAAGGAGAGCUUCACCAGGAAGCGCGUCGGCCUCCAAGUGCACGCAACGCCGCCGCCUCCCACGCCGCCCCGCCGUCCCGUGAUCGAAGCAGAAGCUUUCGGAGCCACAAGUGGCCGGCAUCAGGUGGAGAGAUGAAGGUACUUCUGCCGAAUCAGGUUGCAGAAGACCUUCAUCAAGACGGGGUCCUGAAAGACAUUGCCAGCAAAUCGAAGGCGUCCGUGGACCUGAUGGAAGCUGUGGGCGAGCUGCACCAGUUCGUUGAAGGGCACCGGCUGCUCAUCAUCCGUGGGCAAACAGGAAGCGAGCUUCAGGCAGCAGUGGAAGACUUGCUCGGCAAGGCAAGAUUGAACGGUCGAGCUCACGGUCCAGGCGGCUCGAAGCUGAAAAUCCUCCUUCCUAGGCACCUCGCUGCCGUGGUCAUUGGCAGAAGAGGGGCGAACAUCAAGGACCUUCAAAGAACAACCGGCACCAGCGUCCAGGUGGAGAAUGGCUCAACGGGAAUGGAUCGGGUGGCCACGGUGUGUGGAUCUCCCGCAGCCAUUUUGAAUGCAUUGGGGAGGAUCCACAGCUUUGGGACGGAGGACGAGGAAGGAGCUGGCUCCGACGGGCCCGACAGCCACGACCGCCCUUACGGCGGCGACAAUCCUUUCCAUCGUCCCGGUGAGCAUUCCGGUCUUUAUCGCCACGAUGGGCCCGACGGCCAUAGCCGUCAUGGUGUCGAUGACCCUGACGGCAACCAAGCUGAGAGGGAUGGGCGCCCUCGCUCGGACGAGGAGGAAGAAUCGUUGGAGGAUGGCAGGCGGAAGAAGAGAAAGCCACCUCCAAAGCCGGCAGCUCCAUGGGAAGUCCGAGAGCACCCAGAGGCUCCAGGAGAGUUCUACUACCUGAACAUGGAAACGGGCGACACGACCUGGGAAAGGCCGGCCGGGAACGAUGCCAAGCCGUCCGCGCCUCCUCCAUGGCGAGUUCUUGAGCAUCCGGAGGCACCAGGAGAGUUCUACUAUCUGAACGAGGACACCGGUGAGACCUGCUGGGAUUUGCCAGAAGGUGUAGCGACCUAA
This is a messenger RNA of Symbiodinium sp. CCMP2592, 1122 nucleotides long. Lineage: Eukaryota; Dinophyceae; Suessiales; Symbiodiniaceae. The record is from the annotation of a GenBank genome assembly.